AUGGAAUGGCGCUUUAUAAGAAAAUUUACAGUAAACGGCUGUGGGGCCCUGGGCUCUGAGCUUUUGUCCUGCCCUGGGCUCCAAGCCUCGACUCCGAGCUCCUGCCCAGCUGUGGACACUGAGCGGGAGCUCCGGCUGCGGGCAGACGUCAUUGGGAGCCAGGUAAACGGCUGUGGAGUUGUGGGCUCUGAACUUUGGCCCUGCCCUGGGCUCCAAGCCUCGACUCCGAGCUCCUGCCCAGCCGUGGACUCCGAGCGGGAGCUCCGGCCACGGGCAGACGUCAUUGGGAGCCAGGCUUUAGACCUGGUUUCAGUCACGUCGGACGACACAAGUGCCUCAAACUAUAACACGGACAUCGACUUUAAAGACGAGGAGGACACGGGAGCGGACCGCCUCAUGACGCAGGUGAGCACAGCGCGGAAUACGGACGGACACAUGCUGCGUUUUCGCUUUGUAGACGGGAAUAAAACGUUUGCUCUCUUAUGUUUAUUCUUCCAGUUCCAGUUGGUGGUAGCUCCCGCACCUUCAGCUACCACCGUUCCACCAGACCCGUGUGACAGUCACAUCAUUUUAACUGAUCCUUGGCGCAACGUUGCCUUCGCCUCAACUGGUUACAAGGAUUUCCCAAACAGCGACGCUGGUUUAGUGGGUCAAUGGACCCGCUUUAUGGGAAUUGGAGGCGACCGAAUUAUUACUGCUUGUACAAAUACGGUUAACCAUGGUGGCACUACUUAUCCCAUCUAUGUGCCCUUCGCAUAUCCAAACGUCAACCUAACUACAGUAGCAGGGACGGCUUAUGCAUACUAUUCAACAUGUACUUAUUAUCCUAUUACAAUGGAAGUGAAGUAUUGCCCUACUGGAUUCUUCAUUUACAAGCCUGCAUCACAUCCAACUACAUAUUCGGGCUAUUUAACAUAUCAUCACACGUGCACGGCGAGCUCGUGUGGGCCUCUCGCUCAGUGCUCCACUGGAGGAGGCUGUGUUUGUGUCCCUGGGUACAGAAUGGAUCCAGCUGUUAAACCCACUGCCAGUUCUUAUGGUUGUUUAGACAUCGAUGACUGCACUGAGGACACAACAAUAUGUGGCUCCUAUGCACAGUGUGUGAACGAUCCAGGCACGUUCCACUGUCUCUGUCUGACUGGAUUUCAGGCAACAAAUACGUCAAUGCCACCGGCCAAAACAACCAACCCUUGUAUCGAUAUCGACGAAUGCUUGGAUUCAGCUUGCGGACCGUACGGUGACUGUACCAACACUGUAGGAAGUUUUACAUGUGUUUGCCACGUCGGAUUUCAACUUAUUCCAAGGGGAAAGCCACCAUGUCAAGACAUCGAUGAGUGUUUGGACAAAAAAAUAUGCGGUCAGAACAGCAUUUGCACCAACACAGUCGGAUCCUACAACUGUAAAUGUGAAAUCGGCUACAUACCAACAGACGAAACCCUGCCGCCCGACCAGACCAACGUCUGCAUAGAUAUGGAUGAGUGCGAGAGAUUUUCCACAGUGGUGGAUCCAAUCAAAAAACGUUUGGAGACCAUCUGCGGGCCCAGCUGCAACUGCACCAACACCAUUGGCUCCUAUUACUGCACCUGUUACAAUGGCUAUCGCCUCGGCGACCCAAGCAAGAUCGCCAGCCGCACCAAUCCCUGCCUGGAUAUUGACGAGUGCUUGGAAACACCUGGUAUCUGUGGUGUCCAAACUAUUUGCACAAAUUACCCCGGCACGUUCUACUGUUCCUGUCCAGAGGGGUUCUAUCCUAACACGGGCUUGUACUGGACAGUAGGGAUCACCUUCUGUGAAAAUGUUCAAGUUAUGCUAACCCAGAUAACACCAGCAGCGGGAAAAACUAAAGAGAGUGUCUUCUUUGAUAAAAUUGAGCUACAACUGAAUAACCUCACCGAAAUACCAGCACCGACCAUUGCCAACAGUUUUUCAGCAAGUAUGGAAGUGGCCGGGGUGGGACCACGUGCCAGGAGUAGCCGGGUGAGUAGUUCCGGAAACGGUGAAGUGGGCAGCGUCAUCCUGGACCUUUCCGAUCGCUUGGUGGCCACGUUGGUGCAGGAAGAUUUUAACCAGACCAGUCUUAACGUCAAGAAUUCAGCAUCUCGAAACUUACGGAUACGGGGGAACAACAUGAAAAUGCCACCCCUCGGAGCCAAUGGGAACAGCAUGGAAAUCAACAUGGAUGAACUGGCUGAAAAUAACAACGGUUCCGCUGCGGCUGCUUUCUUCACUCUGAAUGGCAUGGAGAGCCUGCUCAGUCACCAGUACCUGAAAACAGAAAACCGCACCCAGAUGUUCUCAGAUGUGAUCAGUGCUGUACUCCCCACCAUGAACAACACCAACAUCACAGAUCCUGUCAACUUCACCAUCCAGCACAAGACAUCAGCAAGCAGUAAUGAAGCCGGCAUGAUAACCUGUGUGUACUGGAAAGUGGAGAAGGACGAUGCGGGCCUGGUCACCUCCAUGGGCUGGUCUACAGAGGGCUGCACCAUGACCUUCACCAAUGAGAACUACACCGUGUGCAGCUGUACUCAUCUCUCCACGUUCGCCUUGAUUCUACAGAUUGCAGAUCCUCCUCCUCAGAACGACUUCCUGGACUGGCUCAACCGGAUCUGCGUCAUCAUCGGACUCUUCUUCUUCGCUCUGGCCGUUCUCACCUUCCUCUUGUGCAGCUGGAAUCCCAAAAUCAACAACACCGCUCGCCUCCACCUGUGUCUCAAUCUGGGCCUGUCCCAUCUGCUCCUGCUCUGGAACGACCGCUAUCUAGACGAUGAGUUGGCCUGCACGGUUAUGGCCGGCCUCCUCCACUUCCUCGUAGUGGCCAGUUUCGUGUGGAUGCUGCUGGAGGCGACGCAGCUCUUCAUGUUAGUGCGGAAACUAACCAAAGUUCAGGUCAUCAAGAGAGACGGCCUCCCCAAACCCGUGCUGUACAUCGUGGGUUACGGGGUGCCUCUGGUCGUGGUGGGGGUUUCUGCGCUGGUGUAUUCCGACGGAUAUGGGGCGACUGAAGGCGCGUGCUGGUUGUCAAGGACUAGGAACUUCAACUGGGCUCUGACAGGACCUGUGAUUGCUAUACUUGCGCUUAACUGUACAUUGUUCUGUGCUACACUGUGGAGCCUGAGAACCACCUUGGCCAACAUGAAGAGUGGAGCCUCGGAUUCCAAAGAUGCAAGAUUAGUGUUGUUCAAGAUCGUGGCUCAGUUUGUGAUCCUGGGCUGCACCUGGAUCCUGGGUCUGUACCAGUCCAACCUUUUCUUCCAAGUUAUGUUCAUCAUCCUGAACUCUCAGCAGGGGACUUUCCUCUACAUAGUCCAUUGUGUGCUCAAUAAAGAGAUCCGGGAAGAGUACAUCAAAUGGCUGACCUGCUCAUUCAAGAACAAAGAGGUGGACGAUGAGAAAGAUGUGCCGUCUGUGUCCGAAGACAUGGACAAGACCAAAUAAGAAGCAGAAGAAAUAUAAACUCAAUGAAAUCAAACCUGUGAACCCCAAUAUGAUUAGAUAUAAAUGCAUACAUCUCUGUAGUGUCACUGAACGCUGUAACUCCUGUAGUGUUUUUGUAGUGUGACCAUAGUCCUCUGUGUACAUUUGUUUAUAUUUGUUUAUAUUGCUGAAGCUUUACA
Messenger RNA from Boleophthalmus pectinirostris (great blue-spotted mudskipper), 3617 nucleotides. RefSeq names its product adhesion G protein-coupled receptor E2-like. Lineage: Eukaryota; Metazoa; Chordata; Actinopteri; Gobiiformes; Gobiidae. Gene Ontology annotation, biological process: adenylate cyclase-activating G protein-coupled receptor signaling pathway; cell surface receptor signaling pathway. The coding region runs from base 1 to 3438 and encodes 1145 amino acids. The transcript is spliced from 25 exons. The record is from RefSeq and is a predicted model, not a curated record. Gene Ontology annotation, molecular function: calcium ion binding; G protein-coupled receptor activity. Gene Ontology annotation, cellular component: membrane.